Molecule: messenger RNA, 2475 nt
Organism: Frankliniella occidentalis (western flower thrips)
Lineage: Eukaryota; Metazoa; Arthropoda; Insecta; Thysanoptera; Thripidae
Gene: mRRF2
Product: ribosome-releasing factor 2, mitochondrial
Exons: 15
Coding region: 137-2413 (758 amino acids)
Biological process (GO): ribosome disassembly; mitochondrial translation
Cellular component (GO): mitochondrion
Molecular function (GO): translation elongation factor activity; GTP binding; GTPase activity
Source: RefSeq, a predicted model, not a curated record
GUUGGCAGAAUGGAGAGAUGGUACCAAGCAGAAAGCGCUGUGAAAAGUUAUUUAGUUCAAGUUGAAGCAUGUUUAAGUAAGAAGUAUUUUAGCAUCCCGUUUUAUAAAAACCCUAGACAGUUACGUUGACCGAAUCAUGGCUUCUCAAAUAAGUUUUACGUUUUGUAAGGUACUACAUUAUCGAAGGCAUUUCAGAAAUUUAAUGGCUCCAACAUACAGGCAGUCAUGUCGUGAAGCAUCCUCAAAACAUGAAGUUCUACAGAGGAUUCGCAAUAUUGGAAUAUUAGCCCACAUCGAUGCUGGGAAAACAACUACAACCGAGAGGAUGUUGUACUUUUCGGGCAAGAUAAGCAGCAUGGGGGAAGUUCAUCAUGGUACUACAGUUACGGAUUAUAUGGAGCAGGAACGCAAUAGAGGAAUUACUAUAACUUCAGCUUCAGUUUCUUUCCCCUGGAGAGAUCAUCAAAUUAAUCUGAUUGAUACACCAGGCCACAUUGACUUUACAAUGGAAGUAGAGAAUGCAUUAAAUGUCACAGAUGGAUGUGUCGUAAUUCUUGAUUCAUCAGCUGGUGUUGAAGCUCAAACUCAAACUGUAUGGCGUCAGGCUGAUAAAAAAACAAUCCCUCGUAUAGUGUAUGCAAAUAAAAUGGAUAGAUUGGAUGCAAGUAUGCCACUGUGUGUUGACACAUUACGUAAAAAACUUGGGGUUGAGAUAUUUGCUGUCCAGCUUCCCAUUAAAGACAAAAAGGAAAAGUUUUUAGGUGUUGUUGAUCUGCUUCACCUAAAAAAACAUUUAUGGAUAGAAGACUCAGGAGGAAUAGAACAGUUACAUGAAUUACCCUUGGAGGAAUCCUCAGAUGGCAAACUGUGGGAAAGUGCUGUCAAGUCCAGAGAAGAUUUAAUUGACACCUUGUCAAGUAUUGACGACAGCUUAGCUGAAGAAAUUAUUGCUAAUGACAGUUUGUCAAGCAUAUCUGCCUCUGCACUUUCCUCUGCUCUGAGAAAAGCAACUAUUUUAUGUAAAGGUGUUCCACUUUUAUGUGGUAGUUCCUACAAGAAUAAAGGUAUCCAACCUUUGAUGGAUGCGGUUGUGAGGUACCUUCCAUCUCCUCUUGAACGCUCAAAUAAAAUAUUUCAAGAAGCCUUUAAUGAUGAUCUUUGUGCCCAUGCCUUCAAAGUAAUUCACCAUAACCAAUUUGGCCCUCUAGUCUUCCUAAGAUUGUACUCUGGAGAAAUUAUCAAAAAAGACAAGGUGUUUAAUCUGCGUCUACAAAUACCAGAAAAGUGCGUGAACGUGAUGGUUGCUACUGCUGAUGACUUUGAACAAGUAGCAUCUGUGUCUGCAGGCAAUAUUGCUGUUGUUUCUGGACUGAAUGAAACCAGAGCUGGGGAUUUGGUCACUUACAGUCAGAGUACAGCUCAAAAGGCUUACAAACGACUGGCAAUAAUUAAAGGCGUUACUGAAAAUGAUGCCCAAAAUCAAUUAGGAGUUGGUGCUGUUGUACCUGAUCCUGUGUUUUUCUGUUCUGUUGAGGCUCCAUCACAGUCACAACAGGUUGCUUUGGAUAAAGCCCUGGGGAAACUUGCGCGAGAGGAUCCUAGCCUUACUGUAACAUUUAAUGAAGAAACAUCACAAAUUAUUCUAGGAGGUAUGGGAGAGCUACACUUAGACAUAAUAAAAGAACGCCUUCUGACGGAAUACAAAUUGGAUAUUUUGUUGGGUCCAAUACAAAUUGCAUAUAGAGAAGCUCUUCAAUGCCCAGAAGAAGAAACAAUAACAAUACAAGAAACCAUUGGCUCCUCUAAGCAAUUGGUUGAAAUUAAUUUGAUUAUUGAACCAAAGCUUGAUAAUAGGAAAGAUAUUCUCAGAAUGUCUUCACCAGAUUCAGAUAUACAACAGAAACUUGAUCGAAUCAAGGCUAAUAUUAAAAUCAUGCAAGCAAUCAAAACUGGAGUAAAGGAAGGCUUGAAAUAUGGUCCAAAACUGCACUGCCCUUUGAUGGCAACAGCAGUUCUUAUCCAGGACAUUAAGUUUGGAAAAGGAACAUCACCCCCAAUGAUUGCUUCAGCAACCACUCAAUGUCUUCGGAAGGCUCUUGAAAAUGCUGAUACUGUUUUAAUGGAACCUAUAAUGUACGUUGAAGUGGUUUUGAAUGAAGAACAUCAGUCUGAUGUGUCUGCAGACUUGUCUCGACGACGUGCAGACAUUUUGAAUGUUGCAGAUCGCCAUAUAAACCGAGUUAUUCAAGCUCGGGUUCCUUUAGCAGAGAUGCUUGGAUAUGCAACACAUUUAAGAUACCUAACAUCGGGAACUGCCUCUUUUAGCAUGGAAUUUCAGGAAUAUCAAGUUCUGCCAGAUGAACUAGAACUGAAGGUUAUUGAAAAGGAGACAGGAUUAAGUUACCUAUCAUAGCUUAAGAUUUAUUCCAAUUAUUAACAAUUUUAAAAUUAUUUAUUAAAAAAAUUUAAGAUGGA